Molecule: messenger RNA, 1047 nt
Organism: Punica granatum (pomegranate)
Lineage: Eukaryota; Viridiplantae; Streptophyta; Magnoliopsida; Myrtales; Lythraceae
Source: RefSeq, a predicted model, not a curated record
UUUCAUUCCAAGAAAGCCCCAUAAACACACUUUUUAAUCUGAGAUCUCUCUCUCCCCUCACCCUCCCCCCUCUCCAUCUCUCUCUCUCUCUAUAGGGAGAAUGGGAAGUAUAAACCCACUCUUUGAGUUCUCUGAGAAGAUUUGCUAUGUACAAUGUGGGUUCUGCACCACCAUUUUGCUGGUCAGCGUUCCCAGCAGCAGCCAGUCGAUGGUGGUUACGGUGAGAUGCGGUCAUUGCUCCAGCCUUCUCUCCGUCAACAUGAUGAAGGCCUCCUUCAUCCCUCUCCACCUCUUAGCUUCCCUCUCCCAUGAUGAGGUAGAGGCAAAGGCAGAACAUCCAACAGAUCAGGCAGGCACGAGGAAAAACCCCGAAAGGCGCAGCCCAUCGGUGGUGACUUCUAACUCCGACAAUGAAGAUGAGGACCUGAUUUCCGUGAACCGUACAGUUAACAAACCUCCUGAGAAGAGACAGAGAGCUCCAUCGGCCUAUAAUCGUUUCAUCAAGGAGGAGAUCAGGAGGCUGAAGGCUCAAAACCCAAACAUGGCUCACAAGGAAGCCUUCAGUCAAGCUGCAAAGAAUUGGGCCCAUUUUCCCCCAAAUCAGAACAAGGGAGAUGGAGAUCAGAGCUGCUUGGGUCAGGAAAGUGGAAAGAACACCUGCAUCUCUAAUGCAACUGAUCAGGUGCUUGGAGAAGGCAAAGGAUUCCGUGAAAGAAAGGUGCCCAGGCAUUUCAUAUGGGAAAAGACACCCUUUGAUUGAACACGAGAAGGGCCACCGAUUUCUUUGAUGGUUCUAGGGUUAGGGAUAUGGUUUUAUGUGCUUACUAUGACCGUAACUCAGCGCUGCUUCACCCAUAGAUGUAUGCUCUGGCGGAUAGUGUUUUUCUAGCUUAGAACUGGUCUAUCAGGCCAAACCGAUAUAUAUGGUACUGAAACUAGUAGUAGGAUCGAUAGUCCCUUAAUUGAUGAUUUGGUUAUUUGAAGAACUACUCAUAAUCUGUUUGGUGUAAUAGACCAGCGAUUAAUAUCAAAACAUCUCUUCACUUA